Myiozetetes cayanensis is the source of this 1327-nucleotide messenger RNA. RefSeq names its product nerve growth factor (gene NGF). The coding region runs from base 392 to 1186 and encodes 264 amino acids. The record is from RefSeq and is a predicted model, not a curated record. The transcript is spliced from 2 exons. NCBI's taxonomy places the organism in Eukaryota, Metazoa, Chordata, Aves, Passeriformes, Tyrannidae. Gene Ontology annotation, biological process: negative regulation of neuron apoptotic process; nerve development; memory. Gene Ontology annotation, molecular function: nerve growth factor receptor binding; growth factor activity.
CUCUGGAGAUGAUUUUCCAAAGGACCCAUUCAUCGGGGGAGCUGGGAGUUUCACUCGGCGAGCCCUCAUCUUUAAAUUGAGGGCAAGGGAUUAGGAUGCAGAGUGGAAAGGCUGAGGACAAAACACCCCUUAGAGAGAGGGUUUCAGUUGUUGCCAGCGGCACCGGGAAGCCGGAGGGCUCUCCGGGCGCUCCGUGCGCGCACUCAGACAACCAGCCGCGCUUUGAAACUUUCACUGCACAUCUGCGCAUCCCUCGCCUGGGCUCGGCACCGAGCCAAAGGGGGCCGAAUUCCUGCGAGCCCGUGCAGCUCCCACACGUCCCCAGCGCUAGGACCCAGAGGGAGCCGGAUCGCUGUGAGUCAGUGCGGCGCUGGAGCCCCGCGAGCGCUGAAUGAGGCUGCGAAGGCAGAGGGAAUGUGAAUGGCUCUUCUGGCGUGCGAGAGCGGCCGAGGACUGGGGUGCUACAGAGCGCAGAGCAGCCUGGAGACCCCUCGGGAGCCCCUGUCCCCCCGGCUCUGAGGCAGCUCCAAAGUCAGAGGACAAUGCUCCCCUGGAGUAUCCUGCAGAACACUCCCUGCUCAAUACCCACCGGAGCAACAGGCACCACCUUCCCGAGGCAGCCCCACGGACGCCCCGCGGCCAAGACGCUGCUUGGAGCAGGAGAGAAGCCAUAAACAUCACCGUGGACCCCAAAAUCUUUAGGAAGAGUCGUUUCCGCUCUCCCCGGGUGCUGUUCAGCACGGAGCCCCCGCCCGUGGCGGGGCAAGGACAGAGUUUGGGCUUGCUCGGCGGCGCAGGUGCCCUCAACAGGACGGCCAGGACCAAGAGGUCCACGCACCCCGUGCUGCACCGGGGGGAGUUCUCGGUGUGCGACAGCGUCAGCAUGUGGGUGGGGGACAAAACCACAGCCACCGACAUUAAGGGCAAAGAGGUGACGGUGCUGGGAGAGGUCAACAUCAACAACAACGUCUUUAAGCAGUACUUUUUCGAGACCAAGUGCAGGGACCCCAAGCCGGUGUCGGGCGGGUGCCGCGGGAUCGACGCCAAGCACUGGAACUCGUACUGCACCACCACCCACACCUUCGUCAAGGCCCUGACCAUGGAGGGCAAACAGGCGGCCUGGAGGUUCAUCCGCAUCGACACGGCCUGCGUGUGUGUGCUCAGCAGGAAAUCAGGGAGACCCUGAGCGGGGAGCUACGCCCUCCAGCACCCUCCUACCCCCCUACCUCAGUCUGUAAAUUAUUUUAAGUUAUAAAGGACUGCAUGGUAUAUUUAUAGUUUAUACAGUACAGAAAGAACCUCAUUAUUUAUUAAACUCUUUUGGAAA